This is a messenger RNA of Castor canadensis (American beaver), 2459 nucleotides long. The record is from RefSeq and is a predicted model, not a curated record. NCBI's taxonomy places the organism in Eukaryota, Metazoa, Chordata, Mammalia, Rodentia, Castoridae.
AUGGUUCUGGAUGGGGAAGAAGUGCUCCGGAAGAGUUUCCAGGACCUGGCCACUGAAGUCGCUCCCUUGUACAAGCAGCUGGCCCCUCAGGCUUAUCAGAACCAGGUGACCAAUGAGGAAAUCGCAAUUGACUGCCGCCUAGGGCUGAAGGAAGGACGGCCCUUCUCCGGGGUCACAGCCUGUAUGGACUUCUGUGCCCACGCCCACAAGGACCAGCAUAACCUCUACAAUGGGUGCACUGUGGUCUGUACCCUCACCAAGGAAGACAAUCGCUGUGUGGGCCAGAUUCCCGAGGACGAGCAACUGCACGUGCUCCCGCUGUACAAGAUGGCCACCACAGAUGAGUUUGGCAGCGAGGAGAAUCAGAACGCCAAGGUGGGCAGUGGUGCCAUCCAGGUGCUUACUGCUUUCCCUCGUGAAGUCCGGCGACUGCCUGAGCCUGCUAAGUCCUGCCGCCAGCGGCAGCUGGAAGCCAGAAAGGCAGCAGCUGAGAAGAAGAAGAUCCAGAAGGAGAAGCUGAGCACCCCUGAGAAGAUUAAGCAGGAGGCCCUGGAGCUGGCCAGGGUUCCCACUGACCCAGGUCUCUCUCUUAAGGGUGGUUUGUCCCAGCAAAACCUGAAGCCCUCCCUCAAGGUGGAGCCACAAAGCCACUUCAGCUCCUUCAAGUACAAUGGCAACGCGGUGGUGGAAAGCUACUCGGUGCUGGGCAGCUGCCGGCCCUCUGACCCCUACAGCAUGAGCAGCGUGUAUUCUUACCACUCCCACUAUGCACAGCCCGGCCUGGCCUCCGUCAACGGGUUCCACUCAAAGUAUGCUCUUCCCUCCUUCAGCUACUAUGGUUUUCCAUCCAGCAACCCUGUCUUCCCCUCUCAGUUCCUGGGUCCUAGUACCUGGGGACAUGGUGGCAGCAGCAGCAGUUUUGAGAAGAAGCCAGAUCUUCAUGCUCUGCACAACAGCCUGAGCCCGGCCUACGGUGGUGCUGAGUUUGCCGAGCUGCCCGGCCAGGCUGUUUCCACAGACACCCACCACUCUGCUCCUCACCACCAGCAGCCUGCUUACCCAGGCCCCAAGGAGUAUCUGCUUCCCAAGGCCCCCCAGCUCCACCCAGCAUCCAGGGACCCCUCCCCAUUUGCUCAGAGCUCCAACUGCUACAACAGAUCCAUCAAGCAAGAGCCAGUAGAUUCACUGGUCCAGACCGAAACUGUUCCCAGAGACUCUAUUAAGAUGGGCAAAACGCCUUUGCCUGAGGCAUCUCAGAAUGGGGGACCCAGUCACCUAUGGGGACAGUACUCAGGCUCAAGCAUGUCCCCCAAGAGGACUAACAGUGUGGGUGGCAGUUGGGGUGUGUUCCCUCCAGGAGAGAGCCCUGCCAUCAUCCCCGACAAGCUCAGUUCUUUUGGAGCCAGCUGCCUGACCCCUUCACACUUCCCAGAUGGCCAGUGGGGACUGUUCGCUGGCGAGGGGCAACAGUCCACCUCCCAUUCUGGAGGACGACUGCGAGGCAAACCAUGGAGCCCUUGCAAGUUUGGGAACAGCACCUCGGCCUUGGCUGGGCCCAGUCUGACUGAGAAGCCGUGGGGGGUCGGGGCAGGGGAUUUCAACUCUGCUCUGAAAAGCAGUUCCGGAUUCCAAGACAAGUUGUGGAACCCCAUGAAAGGGGAGGACGGAAGGAUUCCCACCCCAGGCAUGAGCCGGCUGGACAAAGCCUGGCAGGCCUUUAGCAUGCCCCUUGGCUCCAGUGAGAAGCUAUUUGGUGCCCUAAAGUCGGAGGAAAAGCUGUGGGAUCCCUUCAGCCUGGAGGAGGGGACAACCGAGGAACCCCCCAGCAAGGGGACAGUGAAGGAGGAGAAAGGUGGCCCUGGUGUAGAGGAGGAGGAAGAGGAGCUAUGGUCAGACAGCGAACACAACUUCCUGGAUGAGAACAUCGGUGGUGUUGCUGUGGCUCCUGCUCACGGCUCCAUCCUCAUCGAGUGUGCUCGGCGAGAGCUGCAUGCCACCACACCACUCAAGAAGCCUAACCGCUGCCACCCUACCCGCAUCUCGCUGGUCUUCUACCAGCACAAGAACCUCAACCAGCCCAACCAUGGGCUGGCCCUCUGGGAAGCCAAGAUGAAGCAGCUGGCAGAGCGGGCAAGGGCACGGCAGGAGGAGGCUGCACGCCUGGGCCUGGGCCAGCAGGAGGCCAAGCUCUUUGGGAAGAAGCGCAAGUGGGGGGGCGCCAUGGUUGCUGAGCCCCAGCACAAGGAGAAGAAGGGGGCUGUCCCCACACGGCAGGCACUGGCCAUGCCCACAGACUCAGCGGUCACCGUGUCCUCUUACGCUUACACGAAGGUCACUGGUCCCUACAGCCGCUGGAUCUAGGUGCCAGGGAGCCAGUGUACCUCAGCAUCGGGCCCAGCCCGAGCUGCCUCUGUGGUGCUUUCGCCCUCACAUCUGGGGGCGGGUUGGGGGUGCAGAAG